This is a messenger RNA of Lineus longissimus, 2363 nucleotides long. Its product is annotated as gamma-butyrobetaine dioxygenase-like. The transcript has 7 exons. Gene Ontology annotation, cellular component: mitochondrion. Lineage: Eukaryota; Metazoa; Nemertea; Pilidiophora; Heteronemertea; Lineidae. Gene Ontology annotation, biological process: carnitine biosynthetic process. Gene Ontology annotation, molecular function: oxidoreductase activity. Bases 104 to 1492 code for a protein of 462 amino acids. The record is from RefSeq and is a predicted model, not a curated record.
UGCAUUCAGGUUGGCCUGAUUACUUGUUUUGACGCAAGAGGCCGACCACUACCAGUAUAUUAGUAGGCCUGGUAUUCUACCAACCACUAAAACAGCUUGAAACAUGGCAACUCAGGGCUUGCUUCUCCUCCGCUCUGGCGGAAGGAGCGUUUGCAAUCUUUUCCGACAGUCCUCAAGACGGAUUACUACAAACACCUUAAGGACUCUACCAGUUGCUUCGUUGAGGACAGAAUCACACGCAGUAUCCGGAGCCCACGGGACGUACGGCAGCGGAAUUAGAUGCCAACACUCGCAAACGCACGAGACGGCUUCCACUGGAAGCAGUGAUCUUGUACAAGAUGUAGCCAUGAGCAACUCCAACUCGCGACUUUGCAUUACCUAUGCUGAUGGGAAGACGUAUCAGCUUCCGUACGUCUACCUGAGGGAUAACUGCCAAUGCCCUCGGUGUUGGCAUCCCAGUACACUCUCUCGACAAGUGCUGAUGAUGGACUUGGACAUCAACAUAAAGCCAUCACAUGCUAAGGUCGUACAGGAUGGCAAGGGUAUAGAGAUCGCAUGGCCCGACGGCCAUGUCAGCCCCUAUCCAUCCGAAUUUCUAAGGGAGAGGAGUUUUAGCCAAGAAGCGCAGUCCCGGCGCGUUGACACGUAUGGUGUUAAACAUCAAAUGUGGGGUGCUGAACAUAAAGACAAAAUGAGGAAAUAUGACUUUUUGGACAUAAUAAACAAUGAUCGCGUGUUUCUUGACUGGCUGCUUGAGAUGGAAAGAUGUGGUCUGACCAUGAUCCAAAAUGCCCCAAGAGAGAUAGGACAAUUGGAACAGAUUGGGGCUCGUGUGUGCUUUCUUCGGAGGACGAAUUAUGGUGACACGUUUGUUGUGAAGAGCAAGCAGGAUCCAAGCAACCUUGCAUAUACAAACAAAAAGCUUGGAUUACACUGCGACCUGCCCUUUUACAAUUCCGUACCGGGGAUUCAAAUGUUACACUGUGUUCGUAACACAUCAAAGGGAGGCGAAAACCAGUUUGCUGACGCGUCGUUCGCUGCUACGCAACUUCGUGAAAAGAGGCCGGACUUGUAUAAGGUGCUAACAGACACAUUAGUUGAUUUCUAUGACAUGGGAGUCGACUAUUAUAAGUAUCACAAGAUUCACAGACACCCAAUUAUUAAAUUGGACUACGAAGGCAAUGUUCUUGGUAUCCAUUACAACAAUCAAGUGAGAGAUAGCUUCCUGAAUAUCCCACUGGAAAAGGUGCAGCCAUUGUACGAGGGUAUGAAAAUGCUGGAUGAAAUCAUGUACGACCCGAAGAACAGAGUAGAUCUAACACUGAAAGAAGGGAACAUCGUGGUGUUCGAUAAUAUUCGCAUCUUGCACGGGCGCAAUGAAUACCAGAUUGGAAAGUCAGGGGAGAGGUUUCUCGAGGGCGCUUAUAUUGAUUGGGACACGGUCAAGUCAAGGAUCAGGGUGCUGAGAGAGGAGCUGGGCGUCAAGGAGUGAUAUGACCAAAUACAGACCAAGGAACUGUAUAAUGGCAUUUAACUACAUGUAUAUAAUUCAAUCGGCAAUAGUAUGACCCACACCACAGCUACACACACUGUAGACUUGGUAUUCUUUGAUCGCGCCGGACUUUAUGACACCUCACACAUUUCGUAUCUACUGAGUUGCUCCUAACGAUCUUCGAACGAAUGGAUUUGAAAAAGUACGUUGUACAUAAUACAAUCAUGUGUAUGUAAAUUUAGUUCGACACUCCGGUUUUCAUUGAAUAAUACGAUUGUAAGAUGAUCAGUCAUUAAAACACUGCGAGAUGGGUUUUGAUGGUCCAGGUACGGCGUCAUGAUCCGACGGAGCGAGGCAAACUGCGCAGUGUGUGGUGGGAAGAGGUGGCAUGUGGUUUUUGCCAUGGCUGGCACAGGAUUAUGGUUAUGGUCAUAUUUUAGUGUUAAAACCUCACUGGCCGAAGGAUCAAUGGUCUCAAGGGUGUACAUGUACAUGGGGUGAAGAAGACAGUCUGCGGUUGGAUACCCCCGGCGUAUAUACAUACUGGUCCUGGGGGACAAAACCUUGACAGAUAAGCCGAGUUGAAAGGAUGUGGCAGUGAGUGUGCCUGGGGAACCCCUUCGGGAAUAAGUGAUAUUUGUUGCUAAUAAAUAUGCAAAAUGCAUGUAAUAUAUAUGGUGCUAGCUUUGAUUUUAUAUGUUAUAAUUAUUAUUUUAGUAAGUAGGCUUACCCAGUUAAUCUCGCAUUACACGUGGUAUAAGAUUUUUAGGAUAAUAGUGUACGUAGAGCCUACUAUCGUCUUACAGAGAGAAAACAAUGUAUUAUUGAAAGAUAGUUCUGAUAUCAAAUAACAAUUGACGAGUUAACAAAU